AUGAGGAAACAAGCCGAGAGAGGUGAAAUCACUUGCCUAUGACCAUACAGCCAGUAAAUGAAAAGCCAGAGGCCUCUGAUGUAACUAGGGCUAGAAAGCUGCAAGAUUGGCUUUUGUCCUAAACCAUUUGUAGCUAUGGACUUACCAGAUGAGAGCCAAUGGGAUGAAACCACCUGCAAGUUGGCCAUUUGUCAGCAUCCACAAUGCUGGGCCACGAUCCGCCGUAUUGAGAGGGGCCACCCUCGAAUCCUGGGCUCCCCCUGUAAAACAACUCCAAAUGACGAAGACAAACUCCCCGUGCUCACCAUUGUAAACAUGGCAGAUUCCUGCAUCUGGGCCAAGAGACAUGCUCAUCAUCAUUUAUCAGGACUUACCUUCACCAAACCUCCCUCUUUACUGUGUCCAGGUUCAAAGCUUGACUCCAAAUUCCGAGGCAGGCCUCGGGAAGAUUUACCUGACAAAGAUUUAAUCGACCAUCCUGAUAGAUCUCCUAAAGUAAAUCACAGAUUAAAAAAGCUUUCAGUGCUGAAUUUGAAUGAGACAGAACUUCCCAGCCCUCAAGAUGUUAGAAAUAUGGUUGUAAUCUGGAUCCCAGAACAACCAGAGAGGCAUGUGAGUCCAGCUGAGAAGAAGCAUAUUCUUCCCAGCCAGGACUGGAUGAAGAAAAGAACGAAAUCUACAGGGAAAGACAGUUUUCGCUAUGGAAAGCAGAAAACAGAAACACAGCUGGGACCUCCAGGGAUGAUUGUGCCUCCUCCCCCAUCACCAGUACACUUUUUUGAGCAACUAAACGCAGAGUCCAUACCUUUCUGGAACCAAUUUGACACGUUACCUCGGGAUCUACUGAAGGACCUCUUACCUGAUGAAGGGAAAACCAUGCCUUCUCUGGAGAUGAAGACACAAUUGGCCAUGAUGAAGAGGAAAGCUCCCCUGGAAAAGAGCCGACCUGACAGUGCCAUUUCCGCUAAGAUGUUCUUAUCCAUACACCGUCUCACCCUGCAGAGACCAGCAUUGAGAUAUCCUAAACAUUUGAAGAAAUUAUAUUACACCCCGAACAUAGAAGGUCACAAGAAGCAGCAGCAGAGGAAGGUGAAAACCCCACCGAAGAGACAGGAGGCUAAAAAGAAAUCCAAGAGUGAUCCGGGGAGCCAGGACAUUUUGCAUAAAUGUUCGGGUGCCAUGGUGUGUGGCCCACGCUAUGGUCACAGAACUCUACUAAGUCAGAAAACUGACAAAAAGCAUCCACAGUGGACAAAGUCAGAAGGACCCAACUUGGAAAAGGAUUCCACAAGGAGGCCACAGAUGGAAUACUCUGAGAAUUAUCUGGAUUCCUUUCCUGAUAAGGGUGAUCCUGAGUUAUCCAAGAUAGAACCCUCUAACAAGGACAUCAGCACUCAGGAAGAGGUUGUGCCGGAAUCCCAAGAGAGGAGCUCAGAGGACCUCUCAGACGAUACAUCUAGAAGAGGGUGGAACCCGGAGCUCAAACUCCUGAGGAUUCUUCAGGCCACUGAUGAUGAGGAUGAGGAGAACCAGCUCUCUGGGUCACAGAGUGAAGAGUCUUACGGGAUUUCACAGGACAGCCUUACUCCAGAGCAGGAUGCUUGGAAUCCCAAGGACAGUGACCUUGGACAUAACGACAGAAAGGAGAGGGGACUUCUGCUCCCGGGAGCCUUUACCCGGGCCUGACUGUAGGAAUUCUGCUUUCUUCAUUCACUUCUCCUUACCUCUAAAAUCAGUGAGGGAGAAAAAGCCUCCCCCUUCUUAAACUGAGAUUGUUUCUCUUUCAUUAGGGACAGAAUAAUUUUAGUGAUUAAACACAA
Molecule: messenger RNA, 1820 nt
Organism: Callorhinus ursinus (northern fur seal)
Lineage: Eukaryota; Metazoa; Chordata; Mammalia; Carnivora; Otariidae
Gene: CUNH9orf43
Product: chromosome unknown C9orf43 homolog
Source: RefSeq, a predicted model, not a curated record